This is a messenger RNA of Penicillium cinerascens, 1644 nucleotides long. RefSeq names its product putative peptidyl-prolyl cis-trans isomerase (gene cwc27). Gene Ontology annotation, molecular function: peptidyl-prolyl cis-trans isomerase activity. Lineage: Eukaryota; Fungi; Ascomycota; Eurotiomycetes; Eurotiales; Aspergillaceae. Gene Ontology annotation, biological process: protein peptidyl-prolyl isomerization; protein folding. The record is from RefSeq and is a predicted model, not a curated record. The transcript has a single exon. Gene Ontology annotation, cellular component: catalytic step 2 spliceosome. The coding region runs from base 1 to 1644 and encodes 547 amino acids.
AUGUCCUCCCAGUACGCCAGUGAACCGAACCCAACCGCGUCGGCCACUCUGAAUACGACCGUCGGGCCCAUUCACAUUGCUUUGUUCGCGAACCAGACCCCUCUCACCUGCAAGAACUUCCUCCAGCAUUGCAAGGACAACUACUAUGCCGGUACAAUAUUCCAUCGUGUCGUCCCGGGCUUCGUGAUCCAGGGUGGUGACCCCACAGGCACCGGGUCGGGCGGUAAUUCCAUCUACGAGUAUCCCGAAUUUGAGUACGAUCCUGAAGCCCGCGACCCGAAUGAGCGUGUGGUUCUUCGAGAUGAGCUACACAGUCGCCUGCGCUUCAACCGGCGCGGUUUGUUGGGCAUGGCCAAGAGUGAGGAUGGGACAUACGGAAGUCAAUUCUUCAUCACGCUCGCGAACACCGAGCGUGAGUUGAAUGGGCAGUGCACGCUUUUCGGACGACUAGAGGGUGACAGUAUCUAUAACGUGCUGAAGAUUGCAGACGCAGAACGCGUCGAAGGGACCGAACGGCCUGUAUACCCAAUCAAGGUGACCUCGUGCGAGGUUGGAGAACUGGGGCCCCUGGCCGGCAAGUUGAAGGACAGGAUAACUACCGCAUCCGCAUCAACGGGCGGUGGAAAGGAAGCGCCGAAGAAAAAGAAGAAGGCUGGCAAAGCCGGGAAAGUGCUUCUAAGCUUUGGAGGCGAUGAGGGCGACGAGGAAAUGCCCAUGCGGCCGGCGAAGCCCAAGUUCAAUACCAAACUUGUCGCGGAUGCGCCUGGUGCCUCCAGCAACACCGAGAAAACGCCUAAAUCUCAGACAGCAGAGCCAACCCAACCGCGCAAACGACCGCGGUCUCCAUCUCCGAAGCGCUCGCGAGAGCCGGAACGCAAGCGCGUCAAGACGCCAGAUCCACAGGCCCAGUUGCCCUUGAAGGACCCUGAAUCGCCAGUCCGAUCACCGAGUCCAGACCAACAGCCUACGAAACAGUCCAAGCUUUCCCGGACAAAUGCCGAAAUCGAGAAUCUCAAGGCGUCUAUGCGUCGCAACGUCGACACGGGGCCCGCUAAUACCGGCCGAAAGAAGUCGGCACUCGAAUCUAUGAUCCCUGAAACUGCAAUUCGCGGCCGUAGGCGGCCACCACCAGGCUCGGCCAAUGGAGCAGGAUCUAGUGCCGGCCCUAGAAAUGCAGCCGAAUCCGAAGCGUUGCGGAUGUUCAAUGCCUUCAAGGCCAAGUUGGAAGGUGGCGAAUCCAAGCCUUCAACAUCGCACAGCGGGAAGCACACCGACAAGGACAACGUCCAAAGCCAGUACCAGGACGCAGACGACGAAGAAGCUCAACUCUGUGACCUGCACUUUAUCGCCAAUUGCCAGUCGUGCCGAUCCUGGGACGACCCCGACGCUGCAGAAGCAGACGAUACGGGACGAGAAGACGCGAACUGGCUAAGCCAUGAACUCCGCUUCGGCAAGGAUACCCUGGGCAAAGACCUCAAGUGGAAGAAGGAGCAUCAAGACGCAGAUUCACUGAUGGUAAUCGAUCCACGCGAGAAGGAGAAGGAUUUGGGUGAUGGACGUAAGCGAGGUCUUCAGCGAGAUCGUGAACGUGAGCGCAAACGAGAGCGAGCGGGAGAGUUGGAAUGGGAUCGAGAGAGGCGUUGA